AAUUGGAUUAGUGAGAUUGUGGGUGAUGUGAUAAUGAUCAAGAAUUUUAUUUGUAAUCAUUCCAUGAGGUUGGCAAUAUACAAUGAAUUUGUGAGUUUGAAACUUCUUUCAGUUGCGGAGACACGCUUUGCUUCUUCCAUUGUCAUGCUUAAGAGGGUCAAGUUGAUAAAGCAAGGUCUCCAAACAAUGGUAAUUAGUGAUAAAUGGAGUUGUUAUAGGGAUGAUGAUAUUGGUAAGGCCAAGUUUGUGAAGGAUAAGUUGUUGGAUGACUUUUGGUGGGAUCAAGUCAACUACAUACUUUCUUUUACUGCUCCUAUUUAUGACAUGAUUAUAAUUUGUGACACCGAUAGACCUUCGCUUCACUUAGUUUAUGACAUGUGGGGUACAAUGAUAGAAAAAGUGAAGAUGGUGAUAUACAAGCAUGAAGGAAAGCGACUAGAAGAUGAGUCUACAUUCUAUAAUGUAGUACAUCAGAUUCUUGUAGACCUGUGGAACAAGAACAACACACCACUUCAUUGCUUGGCACACUCAUUGAAUCCAAGGUAUUAUAGUGAUGUGUGGCUUCAUGAGGAUCCAAGUCGAAUUCCCCCACAUAGGGAUGAGGAGGUUUGUCUUGAGAGAAAAAAGUGCUUGAAAAGGUUCUUUGAUGAUCCAAUGGAGCACACUAAAGCAAAUUUGGAGUAUGCUAAGUUCUCAACAAAAGAGGGGCCAUUUGCUGACAUUGAUUCCAUUGGAGAUAGAUGUGAUAUGGAUCCUCAUAGUUGGUGGGUUGUUCAUGGUGCAUCUGCACCCACUCUUCAAUCUUUGGCUUUAAGGCUACUUGUGCAGCCUUCUUCUUCAUCAUGUGCUGAGAGGAAUUGGAGUGUAUACUAUUUUAUCCAUUCAAUGAGAAGAAACAAGAUGACACCUCAACAUGCAGAGGACUUGGUUUUUGUUCAUAGCAACCUCCGUCUUUUGUCAAGGAGAACCCCACAAUACCUUGAAGGAGAGACCAAGUUAUGGGAUAUUGCGGGCGACACAUUUGAUUCAUUUGAUGAUGGUGGGAUGCUUAAGGUUGCAAAUCUAUCACUUGAUGAACCUGAGAUAGAGGUUGUGUUGUUUACAGAUGAUGGAGGUGCAAACGAUGAAAAAGGUGGUGAUGAUAAUGAUGAUGAAGACGUGCAAGAAAUUGGAUCUACUUGAAGUUUUGAAAGGCCUACUUUUCUUUUUUUGUUUUUUUUUUCCCUUCUUCUUUGCCUCUUAUUUAGUGCUUUUGUGAAGAAUAUUAUUGGAUGUUGGAUGUUUUCCCCUUAUAUUUAUUGUUGGAUGUUGAA
Camellia sinensis is the source of this 1313-nucleotide messenger RNA. RefSeq lists its product as uncharacterized. NCBI's taxonomy places the organism in Eukaryota, Viridiplantae, Streptophyta, Magnoliopsida, Ericales, Theaceae. Gene Ontology annotation, molecular function: protein dimerization activity. The record is from RefSeq and is a predicted model, not a curated record.